Molecule: messenger RNA, 870 nt
Organism: Ciona intestinalis (vase tunicate)
Lineage: Eukaryota; Metazoa; Chordata; Ascidiacea; Phlebobranchia; Cionidae
Product: charged multivesicular body protein 3-like
Biological process (GO): vacuolar transport
Source: RefSeq, a predicted model, not a curated record
GAAAUAUUAUAACAAGUAAACAAAGCGGUACAUCAAACGUAAGUAUACUACUGUGACGUAAAUAUUUACCUGUGACAUCAUAGAAAUAUCGGUGACGUACCUUCACUGACGUCAUUGAUCAACUAAGGACCGAACAAAACCCUUUGUUGACGAAUAAAUGGGAUUGUUCGGGAAGAAUCCGCCCCCGGAUCCGCGAGAAAAGGCGCGACAAUGGUCGUCGGAACUUCGUAAAGAAGGAAGACUGUUGGAUCGGCAAAUAAGAAGUAUUCAGAGGGAACAAGAAAAGGUGAAAAAGUCGCUGAAAGAGGCCGCAAAAAAAGGUGACAAACAAUCUGCCGCAAUCCUCGCUAAGGAGCUUGUACAUUCGAAUAAAAGCAUCAGCAGAAUUUACGCUUCAAAGGCAACAAUAAACUCAGUAGAUAUGGGCAUCAAGAACCAGGUUGCCAUGGCUAGAGUAUCCGGGGCGUUCGAGAAAAGUUCUGAAGUCAUGAAAGCCAUGCAGGAGUUGGUGAAAGUAGAUGAAGUUCGCGAGUCAAUGAUGGGGUUAUCCAAGGAAAUGAUGAAAAUGGGGCUUGUUGAGGAAAUGAUGGAUGACAUGAUGUCACCACUAGAUGACAGUGAAGAGAUGGAGGAAGCCGCACAAUCAGAGAUUGAUAAAGUUCUCUAUGACAUCACAGCAGGUGCCCUCGGUAAGCUUCCCGAGAGCGAGGACCACGAGUUACCGACGAUUGAGGUCGAAGAUGAAGAAGAAGAUGAGGACGUGAUGCAACGGAGGUUGGAGGCGUUGAGGAGCUAAUCAUGGACAUCUUAUAUAAUCAUAGAGAUGUUAUACUUUUGUGCGAAUGUUUGUAAAUAAACGUCAACUUUUAA